This is a messenger RNA of Plectropomus leopardus (leopard coralgrouper), 3259 nucleotides long. RefSeq names its product metalloproteinase inhibitor 4-like. Gene Ontology annotation, biological process: response to cytokine; response to hormone; negative regulation of endopeptidase activity. Gene Ontology annotation, molecular function: metalloendopeptidase inhibitor activity; protease binding. Gene Ontology annotation, cellular component: extracellular matrix. Lineage: Eukaryota; Metazoa; Chordata; Actinopteri; Perciformes; Serranidae. The record is from RefSeq and is a predicted model, not a curated record.
AAAAGAAAGAGAGAGGGAGAAAGAGAGAGAGCAGUGGCAGCAGCAACACUUCCCUUCAACUUAUUUGCUCCAGCUUGAAUUCAGACUUGUACAUUAAACUUAUGAAAACAUUUCUGUCCACAGCUGCUUUUCAGCUCAGCAGAGCUCAUCCUACUUCUUCGACUCUACUGUCUUAUCCUCCCCCUGCUGCUGCCUGAUUUGCUUUUCCCGCGGAACUUAACAGGAUCAGAAGAGGUUGCCGAGCAUUCAUCGAGUGGUGGAGCGGUCAGAGGCAGCCAGAGUUGUCAUGGCCAUGUCCCAGGAGCGGAGUGCGUGUCUGGGGCUCUGGGUGCUCCUUUUGCUUGGAGCAGGCAUGGAGGAAGUUGUGGAGGGAUGCAGCUGCCAUCCAGCGCACCCACAGCAGCUAUUCUGCAGCGCUGAGAUCGUGAUAAGGGCAAAGAUCUCUGGAGAGAAGAUUGUGUCGCCUAGCAACAGCUCCUCACCUUACAUGAAGAUGAUCCAAUAUGAAAUCAAAAUGAUCAAGAUGUUCAAAGGUUUUGAUAAGGCCAAAGACAUCCAGUAUGUGUACACUCCAGUCUUCUCCUCAUUGUGUGGAGUCAAACUGGACUCCAACAACAAAGCAGGGUAUCUGCUCUCAGGAAGUAUGUGGAGUGAUGGCAGAAUUUCCAUUGGCCAAUGCGACCUGGUCGAGUCCUGGGACAAUUUAUCACUGUCACAGAAGAAGAAUCUCAACUACAGAUACCAGAUGGGCUGUGAAUGCAGAAUCAACACCUGUUACACGGUCCCGUGUGCAUCCACAGGAGAAAACGAGUGCUUGUGGACUGACUGGCUGCUGGAUAACAGCCUAAAUGGGGAGCAGGCUCGGCAGUACGCCUGCAUCCGCCGCUCUGACACAACCUGUAGCUGGUACCGGGGUGGACCCCCACCUGAGAAAGACUUCCUGGACAUGGCUGACCCUUGAACUGUAAUUCUGACAGUUAUUUUACUCAUUUCACUCUUGCAAAGUCAUGAAAAACAUCUCCUGCUUUUGCUUAUGUAGCUAAAAAUUUGGUGUGCAAAGUAGCAAUUUAUUUCAUGAAAAAUGGUCUGAUUUUUUUUUUUUUUUACAAUUAAGGGGGUUUAACUCAAUGCUGAGCUUUUGUUAGCAGAGUUCAGGUGGUUGCUACAGCAAUGCUGGGAAAAUCUUUGUAAACUGCUGGGGCCUUCAGCAUUCCUCUGACUCAAAUUCUCGCUCUCACACAUUUCCACUUCACUUGCUGUUUUCCACAGAAUAAGAAUAGCAGCAGACCAUCCACUGCAAAUUAUUCACCCCGGAGUGAAUCUUUUCUUCAUUUCUGAUGGCCUGAUUAUAAAUGCAUAACCUUGACAAAUGCUAUUUUCUCAUGCAUAAAAGUAGUUUAGGUUAUGCAUUUACUGAAAGUUGUAAGAAGUUGGACAUUCACUGUAAAAUAAUUGGAGGAAAAUAGCACAAAAACGUGCAAACGUCUGCCACAAUCCUGCCUUGCAAAGUUCACUCUAUAUACUACAAAAAAUCUUAUGUGCAUACCAUUUUUGCAGGUAAACUGCAGCACUGACACAUCUUUUACCCACACAUUCUGGUGUUGAUUUAUAUGAUAUAGGUUAUUGAAUCACUGUCCCAUUCAAGGUAAAAAAAUAUUUUUUUUGUCCACCAGCCAAACAACAAGUGAAUGUUCAAAUUUUACCACAAAUUAAUAGUUUACCGUUGUAUUUUGUGCUAGUGAGUGAAGCAAAUCUACCAGCUUCUUGCAUGUUUUACAUGCGCUUGGCUGGUGGAUGAUACUAAUCUUUUAUCUUGUCCCCAUUCAAAUGAAAAUACAUUAUAUAUAUAAAUAGGGGCGAAGCAACACCAGACAUUCCCCAAUUAAUUUGAUUUUGACAAAAUCUGACACAUUAAUUAUAUAUGACCAUAAUUCUUGUACAUCUAAAUCAUCACAGUUUAUUCGCUCAAACUGCUGAGAUUGUAAAUAUUGUACCUGAGUGACAUUAACAUUUUUAAUUCUAACCUGGAUCUUGUCUCAUAGCAUAGAAGUUGGUUUCGUGUGGUUUUUGUAUGUUUAGUAUCCUUUGGUUCUGUACUAUUUCCUGUGCCAAAAAUCUAAUCCAGCGCUUUAACAACAGCACUGCCACCCGUAGAAACCAAGCCACCUCUCCUUAGAGGAAAUGAUGUAACAGGACACGGUUCAAUUCACUGUUUUUUAACUCCUUAAAAACAGAACGGGGAUUCUCCUCAAUGUUCAAGUUAAGAAAGUAAAAACUUUGGCACACAACGUUAACCAACAAAAACAGAAAUAACUUAUACUCGUGGAGCUAAAAUUAAUAAAUUAAUUGCUGUUUUAUAGGCAUUAUUUAAUAUAAUGACUCAACAAUUAUUAAAAGACCCAAAUCUGAAUUGAUCCCUGUCUUGUUACUGGAUUACUUCACUGAAGUCAUACAGAUUUAAAUGCAUUAUCAGCUAUCUUCAUGUAUAAGCCACUGUUUAAGGAUCAUAUUGGGGUCGCACUCAACAAUUGAAUAUGUUAGUUUAAGCUAUACAGUGCAAAACAUUUGGCUAACACAUUUGAAAGAUACUAUUUUGAGAUAUGUUAAUACAUUAAAUUUAGACUUACAUUACUGAUAACAUAUCGGUGCAUAAUAACUGAAUGACUUUAGUGAAGUGUUAUCAAACAAUUUCAUGUUUGUUUUAUACUGAAAGAAUUGUUUGGGUUUGUAUUUAUGUCUCUGUUUCUGUCUAUAGAGUUUUCUAUUUCCAUGUACCAAAAAAGAUUGUAUAUAAAAAUGUCUGAAUUGAAUAGUGCGACACUGACUCUUUUUUGAUUCUCUUUAGUGACUAAAAUUUGCAGUAAGCUACUUCAGUGAAAGCUCAAAGGUGACAGGAUUUUCCAAGAUUUUCAAAGGGUUGCUGCUGUUACACAAUAUCUCCAAGAAGCCAGAGUACUCAUGAAGUAUGAUUUUAAUAUAUUUUACCUCUAUGAUAUACACUCCAUCAAAUUUACUAAGUAAAAUGCAUAGGAAAAAUGUUAACCUUUCUCAUAAGUGAAAUAUACAGUAUCAUACUAUAUUUAUAGGGGUGGGAAUCACGAGAGGCUCCAUGAUUCGUCGAUACUGUCACAAUACUGUCAUGAUACAAUUAUAUUGUGAUUUUAAACAUUUUGUGAUGUGUAUUGCUAUAUAUUGAUGUUUUUUAUUAUCUUUUUUAAACUGCAAAAUUAUGUAAAACUUAACUGUCAUCUGUUUUUAG